Molecule: messenger RNA, 645 nt
Organism: Angiostrongylus costaricensis
Lineage: Eukaryota; Metazoa; Nematoda; Chromadorea; Rhabditida; Metastrongylidae
Source: the annotation of a GenBank genome assembly
AUGUCCUACGCAUACUUGUUCAAGUACAUCAUCAUUGGCGACACUGGCGUGGGAAAGUCAUGUCUCCUGUUGCAGUUCACCGACAAACGCUUCCAACCUGUUCACGAUCUCACUAUCGGUGUCGAAUUUGGAGCUCGAAUGGUUACAAUUGACGGUAAACAAAUCAAGCUGCAAAUUUGGGAUACCGCAGGGCAAGAAUCGUUCAGGUCUAUCACGCGAUCGUAUUACAGAGGAGCUGCUGGUGCUUUGCUUGUUUACGAUAUUACUCGGCGGGAUACUUUCAAUCAUUUGACGUCGUGGUUAGAAGAUGCACGGCAGCACAGCAAUAGCAACAUGGUGAUUAUGCUUAUCGGAAACAAGAGUGAUCUUGAGGCUCGACGCGAAGUUAAACGAGAAGAAGGCGAAGCUUUUGCUCGAGAACAUGGUCUAGUAUUUAUGGAAACCAGUGCAAAGACAGCUGCUAAUGUUGAGGAGGCAUUCAUCGAUACAGCGAAGGAGAUUUACAGAAAAAUACAAGAAGGUGUUUUCGACAUAAACAAUGAGGCGAAUGGAAUUAAACUGGGUCCUCAGCAUUCUCCAAACUCUCCAAAUUCGCCUGGUGGAAAUGCUUCUGGAGGGCUUGGCGGAUCUAGUGGAUGUUGCUGA